UCAUGAGUCUCUCCGCCCCUUAGUCAAAUCUCCAUUCAUCACCUGGAGAGAGAACUACGACAGAUAGAGAGACUAUGGAGGUGAAAGCUAGAGCUCCAGGGAAAAUCAUCCUCGCCGGUGAACACGCCGUCGUCCACGGAUCCACAGCGGUAGCCGCCUGUAUAGAUCUUUGCACUUAUGUUACUCUUAGUUUUCCUGCCGACUCAGAUAUGAAUGACAAGCUGAUACUCCAUCUGAAGGAUUUGAACUUAGAGUUUACAUGGCCAAUUGAAAGAAUUACAGCGGCACUUCCUAAUUCAACCAGUUCCAUUCCCUCAUCACCUUUAUCAUGCUCAAAUGAGACAGUCAAAGCACUUUCAGUUCUCGUUGAAGAUCUUGAUAUACCAGAGGCAAAAAUAGGACUAGCAUCUGGCAUCACUGCAUUUCUUUGGCUUUACAUUUCCAUCCAAGGAUAUAGAUCUGGGAAAGUAGUGAUUACUUCUGAACUUCCUCUGGGUUCUGGCUUGGGUUCAUCUGCUGCAUUAUGUGUUGCACUCUCGGCUGCUCUGCUUGCUUUGUCUAAUUCAGUAAAUGUAGAUGUAAGUCAGAAAGAUUGGCUUACGUUUAGUGAGGAUGAUCUGGAUUUGGUUAAUAAGUGGGCAUUUGAAGGUGAAAAGAUAAUCCAUGGUAGGCCGUCUGGCAUUGACAACACAGUAAGCACAUAUGGCAACAUGAUAAAGUUUAAAUCAGGUGAACUAACGCGUCUCAAAUCCAACAUGUCAUUAAAAAUGCUGAUAACAAACACGAGAGUUGGGAGGAACACCAAGGCUUUGGUUGCAGGUGUUACAGAGAGGGCAAUCAGACAUCCAAAUGCAAUGAAUUCAGUGUUCAAGGCUGUUGAUUUUAUCAGUAAUGAACUUGCUUCUAUUAUAGAGUCACCUGCUAAUGAUGAAAUAGUGGUAACUGGGAUAGAGGAAAAGCUUGAAGAACUUAUGGAAAUGAACCAAGGAUUGCUUCAAUGUAUGGGGGUUAGCCAUGCUUCAAUAGAAACUGUUCUUCGGACAACAUUGAAGUACAAAUUAACUUCCAAACUCACAGGAGCUGGAGGAGGAGGAUGCGUUCUGACAUUGUUGCCGACUUUGUUGUCGGGAUUGAUCGUCGAUAAGGUGACUACAGAGCUUGAAGCUUGCGGUUUUCAAUGUUUAUCGGCUGGAAUUGGUGGUAAGGGUGUUCAGAUUAGCUUUUCCGAUACAUCGUGAGAAUGUUAAGGAAACAAUUUGUAAUAAUAUUCGAUUUUGGUUAUGUAUGCUAAAUAAUAAUGUUGAGAACUCCCUUUGAAUCAUAUUUGACUAUUCUGAGUAUAUUUGUAUG
This is a messenger RNA of Impatiens glandulifera, 1350 nucleotides long. RefSeq names its product mevalonate kinase. Gene Ontology annotation, cellular component: cytoplasm. The record is from RefSeq and is a predicted model, not a curated record. Bases 75 to 1238 code for a protein of 387 amino acids. Gene Ontology annotation, molecular function: ATP binding; mevalonate kinase activity. Gene Ontology annotation, biological process: isoprenoid biosynthetic process. NCBI's taxonomy places the organism in Eukaryota, Viridiplantae, Streptophyta, Magnoliopsida, Ericales, Balsaminaceae. The transcript is spliced from 5 exons.